CCUCUAACCUGUCUCACCAACUCACAUCUAGAAGCAAUUAGGGUCAUUGCCCUUUCUCUCUCUCUCUCUCUCUCUUUCUCUCUCUAAAGAGUCAAAAGCCUAUAUAAAACCUCAUCUCAAGUCCUCUCAAGGGCCGGCCUUAAUGUUCCAGCAACAACAAAAGAAGAAAGAAGAAAAAAGAAAAAGAAAACAAGCCCUUCAUUUCUACCAUAUAGUCACUAAAAAAGGAAGAAGAUCAAGGAAAUCCCUGAUAGCUAUAGCUGUUGAGCUAUUUUAACUGUUGAGUUUUGUUUCUAUAAUUCCCAACUAAAAAAAUGGGAAGGUCUCCUUGUUGUGAAAAAGCGCAUACAAAUAAAGGUGCAUGGACUAAAGAAGAAGAUGAUCGCCUUAUUGCUUACAUUAGAGCUCAUGGUGAAGGCUGUUGGCGUUCACUUCCUAAAGCUGCUGGUCUUCUUCGUUGUGGUAAAAGCUGUAGACUUCGUUGGAUCAACUAUUUAAGACCUGACCUUAAACGUGGUAAUUUUACUGAGGAAGAAGAUGAACUCAUUAUCAAACUCCAUAGUCUUCUUGGUAACAAAUGGUCUCUUAUUGCUGGUAGAUUACCAGGAAGAACAGAUAAUGAGAUAAAGAACUAUUGGAACACACACAUAAGAAGAAAGCUUUUGAAUAGAGGAAUAGAUCCUGCGACACAUAGGCCACUUAAUGAGCCAACUCAAGAAACUGCAACAACAGCUACAACAACAGCAACAACAAACACAAUAACUUUUUCUACUAUUAAAGAAGAAAAAGAAAGAAUUAGCACACCAACUACCCCCAGUACGUUUAUAUGCAAAGAGGAGAUAAACCCAGUUCAUGAAAGGUGUCCAGACUUGAAUCUUGAGCUAAGAAUUAGCCUCCCAUACCAAAGCCAACAGCAGCACGUUGUUGAGCCAUUAAAAACUGGAGGAAGAAUUCUUUGUUUUGCUUGCAGGCUGGGUCUACAAAAUAGCAAGGAUUGUAGUUGUAGUAUUAUGGGUUCUGGUAUUGGAAGCAGCAGUGGCAACAGUAAUUCUGGCUAUGAUUUCUUAGGCAUGAAAAGUGGUGUUUUGGAUUAUAGAAGCCUGGAAAUGAAAUAAAGGAACAAACACUUGUACUAUUAAUGUUGAUUUUAUAGCUGAAAAAGAAUCUCUCUAAUUUCUCAAAUUUGUAUGAUUAUUAAAUAUUAAAUAUAUAGUAUAGCAUACUUCUAGUACAGUUGAUUAUGAUUAA
Messenger RNA from Ricinus communis (castor bean), 1248 nucleotides. Its product is annotated as myb-related protein 308. Bases 315 to 1115 code for a protein of 266 amino acids. The transcript is spliced from 2 exons. The record is from RefSeq and is a predicted model, not a curated record. Lineage: Eukaryota; Viridiplantae; Streptophyta; Magnoliopsida; Malpighiales; Euphorbiaceae.